Styela clava is the source of this 1413-nucleotide messenger RNA. Lineage: Eukaryota; Metazoa; Chordata; Ascidiacea; Stolidobranchia; Styelidae. The record is from RefSeq and is a predicted model, not a curated record.
AUGCCUAUUAGGCAAAAUAAAGUCGGUUUCACGACGGAUCAUGACGACGAGGGACACAGGGUAUCAUGUGGCCGGAAGCGACGAGGCAGAAGAUUUCGGAAAUCUUCUCACCAGGAGCAAGAUGAGGCUUCAUCUUAUUUGACUGCAGUACAAUGCGUAUAUGCGUUUGCAUCAUGGUUUGGUCGGGGAGUAAGGAAGACAAACAAAAUCUUGACAUUCGCUCGCUGCUGUAAAACCUCGACUGGAAACGGCGGUGACGAGGAAAACUCUAGAGAAGUUCAUAGGGAUGGAAAGAUUUCUUCAAAGACUUCUUCACAGUCUGCAAAUCAGGACGAUAUCGGAUCUGAAAUGGUCGAGAAGCUUUAUUCUGGAAACGGAAAUAAAUCGAAUUUGGGUGACCAACAGCACCCGAAAAAGUCAUCUGACAAGAUUAGUACAAUUGAUGAUAAAGAAACACUUUCUUAUAUCGAUCAUGAGCGAUACAAUGACGGAAAACGUGGAAAUACGCUCCCACCUCUUGGAAUUCCUGGCACUAAAUCGCCAAGGGACUUCGCCAGUGGAGGAAACGGAGAAAUUUCAAAACUUCAUUCUAACGCUGAUUUGCAAAAGAGAAGUCUUACCAAAGACAAAGUUGUCAAAGAACUUUCAGAUUCGAAAAGUUCGAAAGAUCAAGAUCAUGAUGCGACAUCAAUGUCUCUUCCACCUGUAUUGACUGGAAUAUUGCCGCAGUCUGGUGACAAGUCUGUCGAUAUGGGAAAAAACGUUCCUUGUCAAGGAAUGAGCAAAGAAAUAGACGACAACAUGAUAAAAUUCAUGGAACAAUUAGAUGAUCAAAAGAAAUCAUUGAUUCGUGGUUUGGAAUCAAUUGCUUCGGCAAAAUUAUGGUUCGAAAAAAGUUUGGAUUUUGUAAAAGAAAAACAGUCUCAAAUGAAUUUGAACAUAAAUGAAGAUUCUGCUUUGUCGGGAACAUCAACAUCAUCUGAAAAUAUUUGCAAUAAAGUUUCUCAAUCGGGAGACUCGUUGAGCAACUUCAAAGUUGACAACAUGGCGGAAACAGAACAACAAUUACAUUCACUCAUCAACACAGCUAAAAGAUUGGAACAAUUUGUAGCAUCUUCAAAAAUAUGGACAAUGGGGAAAGCAGAUGACGUCAAACCCAAGAAACUUGAACAGAAAUCAACUCAGACUAACAAUCAUACAGUUGGCAAACAAAAAGUUGAGAAGGUAAUUGACGAAAGUGCUCAUUUGGUAACUGUACCUGGAACUAACGAAGCUACAAGUACUCUGCCGACUAGCAAUGCAAAUGUAGCAGAGAACAAAUUUUCUUUACAAGCUACGUCUCUAAUUGGCGAUGCUUUCAAUACUGAGCUUACCAGCGAUGCAAACGUACGGUAUCUCAGACGACCGAGGUGA